AUGUCGAACACAAAGCCCGCCGCUGCCGCCGCUGCUUCAAGCGAGAAGCCCGAGAGCUUCAACGACAGCAUCCUGCCCAAGUACAAGGUGGCUGGUGAGAUCUCUGCCAAAGCGAUCAAGGCUGUGAUCGCAGCAGCUGGCGAGGGCAAGAGCGUCCUGGAGCUGUGCAACGUCGGAGACAAAGUGCUCGAGGAGGAGACCGCUGCAGUGUACAAGGGAAAAAGCAUCGCCAAGGGCAUCGCAUUCCCCACGACGCUUUCGUUGAACAACGUGGUGUGCAACUACUCGCCUUUGCCUACGGAUGAGGAGCAGAUCACCUUGAAGAAGGGCGACGUUGUCAAGGUUCAAUUGGGAGCUUAUAUCGACGGUCUUCCCGCUAUCACGGCCGAGACGUUUGUCGUGGGUGCCGACAAGUCGAACCCUGUAGAGGGCCGAUCGGCUGAUGCGAUCAAGGCUGCGCUCGUUGCCGCCGACGUGGCAAUCCGAGUGAUGAAGCCCGGCGUGCUCAACACCGAGGUGAGCAAGGAGAUCGAAGCCGCCAUCAAGCAGUUUGACUGCAAAGCCGUCGAGGGAAUGCAAACCAACCAGUUCUCCAAAAACGAAAUCGACGCCAAGAAGAAAAUUGUCCUCAACGCCGAACCCGGUUCGCGCCCCGACACGAUCAAGCUCGAAGAGGACGAGAUUUACGGCGUCGACAUCUCGGUCACCACGUCGGCCGAAGGCAAAACGCGCUCCGACGACAGCAAGACUACCAUCUACCGCAAAACCAACAACACGUACCUGCUCAAACUGCAAACCUCGCGAAAAGUGCUUUCCGAGAUCCAGAAGAAAGCCGCUUCGUUCCCAUUCAACCUCAAGAGCCUCGAAGACGUCAGGAGGGCCCGAAUCGGAGUGCAGGAGUGCGCAAAGCACGGUCUCCUCACCCCGUUCCACGUGCUCGAGGACAGCGACAAGAAGGCCAUCACCGCACAGAUCUUCUUCACCGUCGCUGUCAACGCAAAGGGCGCUAUCAGGAUCACCCCCGCCCCCACCUGGGCAAACGACGACAUCCUCAAGCCAUCCAAGCAGAUCACCGACGAAAAGAUCAAGGCCCUCCUCUCCACCGCUGUUCGCCAGACAAAGAAGAAGAACAAGCCCGUCCCCGCCACUGCCGCCUAA
Molecule: messenger RNA, 1158 nt
Organism: Mycosarcoma maydis (corn smut)
Lineage: Eukaryota; Fungi; Basidiomycota; Ustilaginomycetes; Ustilaginales
Exons: 1
Coding region: 1-1158 (385 amino acids)
Source: RefSeq, a predicted model, not a curated record